Messenger RNA from [Torrubiella] hemipterigena, 492 nucleotides. The record is from the annotation of a GenBank genome assembly. NCBI's taxonomy places the organism in Eukaryota, Fungi, Ascomycota, Sordariomycetes, Hypocreales, Clavicipitaceae.
AUGUCGACGACUCCUGAUUCUAUCGGGCCCGACGGCCAACUCCCUCUAUCGCCAGACUUUGAGCCUCUUGACCAUCAUAGCAACGGCAGCAGCAGCAACACGACACCGACAAGCCAAAAGAUGGAGAGCGAUGGUCAACAGCAGCAUCAAGACGCCCCUGAGGCCUCCACUCUCUUCCGUGAAGACUCUGCUCCUCCAUCAGCAUUGGAGCCGUUUGACUGGGCCGAGUUCACUGCUCGAUAUGAGGCUGCUCUGAAGGACGCCACGGAAGAGGAAAAGGCCAUUCUCAAGGACGCUGAAUCCUUAUCAAGAUACUUUAGUGCAUGGGCCUCAGCAGCCUCCGUCCAUGACGACGAACGCGCUACCAAGAGGCUCCAGACGCGCCAGCGCUUUGUCAACCUUUCCGAAGAGAAGAUGGCACAAAAACAAAAGCACUACGAGGAGGUCGUUCGCGCGUUUGAAAGUGCUCUCGCACUGCUCCGUUCAUCGUAG